Messenger RNA from Mesorhabditis spiculigera, 1275 nucleotides. The record is from the annotation of a GenBank genome assembly. Lineage: Eukaryota; Metazoa; Nematoda; Chromadorea; Rhabditida; Rhabditidae.
AUGAAUGCGGUCAUCCCGUUCAGCGGCGAGGGACGGAAACUAACCAAUGAUACUCGCUGUAAACUCCGGGCCCCGGUCGCCGAGUUGAUCGCCAAGGUUUUCAACGAGGACUUUUUGCGGGACCGCAUGAAGGAAUUGAGGAUAGACCCAGACAAAAUUAACGGCACUCACACGAUCAUGGGGCGCAUUGAGCGGGCGUUUGAGGUGCUGGACCUGAUUCGGGAUGCAGUGAUCCAGGAACAAACCAAGGAACGCCGAGCCAUUUUGGCGAAGAGCAUGGCGGCUUUCUAUGAACUUAUACCGCAUCACGAUCCGGUUGAGUUGAACACGGAAGAGUUAGUUGAGAAAAAGAUCGAACAACUCGGCGAGCUGAUCGAACUCGUCGAAAUUGAGAAAAUGAAGCAAAUGCAUGGAAUAUCCGGGCCGCGCCAUGUUCUCGACCAGCUCUACGAUCACAUCAAGUGUGAAAUUGUGCCGCUCGAUCGGGAGUGCAGCGACUUCAAGAUGAUCGAGCGAUAUAUGGAUUCGGGAAUUCACUGUAAUUACAACCUCGUGCAUAACUACGAGAUUGCUGAGGUAUUCUCCCUACGCCGCCUCAGCGAGGAUAUCUCAUUCCGAAAAGAUCUCCCAAACCGUACGUUACUCUGGCAUGGCUCUCCGACUGGCCAAGCGUUCGGGCGCGGCAUCUACUUCUCGGACAACUUCAACGUGUCGUUACACUACUGCCGCGCGUUGUAUGAGCAAGAGGCGUUGAUUUUGCUGUGCGAGGUGGCGCUGGGAGAGUGUCGUGAAGGGUUCCGUUCGGGCAACCUCAGCAACGGCAAUAAUUGGAACUCGACGUGCGUGCGACGCAGCCCGAUGAGCGGCGCCCUGGACAUUGGCACUGAUCCCGAGCAUAUACAGCAUCCGGACGGCUAUGUUGUGCCGCUGGGCCAGCCAUAUCCAGUGAAGCAGAUUCGCCAGAAUUACUUCAUCAUCCCAAAGACGGACCAGGCCCGACUGCGCUUCGUGGUGAAGCGUGUUAGCCCAUUUGAGGUCCGCCACGUGCUGUUUCCGAACGACAUUUGCUGCCUGUUCAUCUACCGCGUGGUUGUUGCCUACUUGCCAAAGGAACGGCGUCCCCAACUCCCUCUUGACAAAAACUUUGCCUUCCCACCCAACCAUGCCCUCCAUCGGCAAUUCAUCCUGAAAAUCGAAAAAGAAGCGGUGUGCCGCCGGGAUUUGUCUAGGUGGGCGGCGGGCCAGAUUUUGCUGCUCACAAGCUCGCGCGGCGGA